Pecten maximus is the source of this 1868-nucleotide messenger RNA. RefSeq names its product agmatinase, mitochondrial-like. The record is from RefSeq and is a predicted model, not a curated record. Gene Ontology annotation, molecular function: agmatinase activity; metal ion binding. Bases 90 to 1109 code for a protein of 339 amino acids. NCBI's taxonomy places the organism in Eukaryota, Metazoa, Mollusca, Bivalvia, Pectinida, Pectinidae. The transcript is spliced from 7 exons.
GCCAUCUUGACGCUGUAACCAUACCAACUUCCGUGACUUUUUCUCGUGAAGUCUCGAAGGAAGCGAGACCAAGACGAGCACCUGUUAACAUGUUAGGCCGGGUAUCAAGAGCGUCUGCUACAAAGGUAUCGAGAUAUUUUUCAAGUACGUGUCGUUCCAAUGGAAAAUUUAAUGAACCAUUAUCGGGACACGAUAUGCCGAGAGCUGGAGGAAUCGCUUCGAUGAUGCGACUGCCAGUACAAGAUGAUGCGAGCGGUUUGUAUGCCUGCUUUGUUGGUGUACCCCUAGACAUUGGCACGUCUAACAGGGCAGGAACUAGACAUGGUCCUCGGCAAAUACGGGCAGAAUCCUCACUCUUACGCAAGGUCAACAUCUCCACAGGUGCUUCUCCAUAUGAUUCCUUCCAAGUUGCUGAUGUUGGAGAUGUAAAUUUGAACCUGUACAAUCUACCUAAGGCUUGUGAAGAUAUCCGUAACCAUUUCUCUCGCAUUGUACAGACCGGGUGUAUACCUUUGGCCCUGGGAGGUGACCAUACCAUGACCUAUCCGAUUCUACAGGCUAUCAGGGACAAGCAUGGCCCUGUAGGUUUGGUCCAUGUUGAUGCCCAUGCUGACACCAAUGACACAAUGCUGGGUGAGAAAAUUGCUCAUGGGACACCUUUCCGUCGUGCGAUGGAGGAGGGCUGCCUGGACGGACAUCGCGUUAUACAGAUUGGUCUUCGUGGUUCUAAUUACAACGUCACAGAUUACGACUGGGGUAGAGAACAGGGUUUUCGUGUAGUUCUAGGCCAUGAGUGUUGGCACAAGUCCUUGACCCCCCUCAUGUCCGAGGUGAGAGAGAUGAUGGGUGACCGCCCUGUCUACAUUACCUUUGAUAUUGAUGCCCUUGACCCUGCCUAUGCUCCAGGAACAGGUACACCAGAAAUAGCAGGCCUCACACCUAUACAAGGACUGGAGAUUGUAAGAGGCUGCCGGGGCAUGAAUAUUGUUGGAGGUGACUUGGUCGAGGUGUCCCCAUCAUAUGACCCCUUCGGCACAACAGCCUUGACUGGUGCUAACAUCCUUUUUGAGAUGUUGUGUGUUCUUCCAGAAUGUAAAUAUUUACAUUAAGGAACAGGUGACACAAACAGAAAUAGUUUUACUGUUUCAAUCAGUUUUGGUACACCGCCCCAAUUAAAACCUGAUCUCUAUCAUAAUCAGAACAUCGUACAUAUUACUCAAAGAGUAGAAACUACUUUUUCUGAAUCAAAGAAAAAUACUUCUUCACAGAGUUAGCAUGAAAAUUUAUUGAAAUGGCUACAUGUGGUGUUUCACAUUAUGCCAACCUAUACCAUAACACAUUUCAGUACAAAAAAAGAAAUACACCUACUUAUCAUAAAUUGAAAUACAUAUUUUCAAUGUGCCAGUUUAAGCUAUAAAUCAUACACAGCCACGUAGCCAGGCAAGGGGUAUGUAACCGGUGGUGGAUAUCGAGCCAGCAGUAUGGUCAUAUCUACAAGGUGGAUUUUCUUUUAUAUUACACAUCAAUAAAAACUUAGUGUGAUUGAUGGUAAGGAAAUGCGACACAAUUUUAAAGUGAUUUUACCUAUACUAGAAUAUUAAUAUUUUUGGAUGCCAAAUGCUUGAUACCGGUAACUUGAUUUAUACUUUGUUAAUUUGUACUUGUUAAUUUAUAUUGAUUUUAUUUCUUUACAUCAAUGUAAUUGUUGAAUUUUUAUAAAUAUAAUCCUGUCAUAAUUAAAUCUUCAAUGAAUGCAAAAAUGUGUUGUUUCAUGUGUCUGGAAACGGUUGUCAUAGUGCUUAUCACUGUAAUUGAAGGAGAAAUGAAAAAUAUCUUGCCAGUGCUGGGCCUUGACUUCUCUUUCUCUC